Molecule: messenger RNA, 1147 nt
Organism: Notothenia coriiceps (black rockcod)
Lineage: Eukaryota; Metazoa; Chordata; Actinopteri; Perciformes; Nototheniidae
Product: galactosylceramide sulfotransferase-like
Exons: 1
Biological process (GO): galactosylceramide biosynthetic process; myelination
Cellular component (GO): membrane
Molecular function (GO): galactosylceramide sulfotransferase activity
Source: RefSeq, a predicted model, not a curated record
GCUCCCAGUGCCUCUCUCCUGUUCUUCACGAACGGGCCAGAGCAGCAGCAGGGAAAACACAAACAGCUCGCAGCAAGACAAUACCGUCUGUGCUCCUAAAGUAGAUAUCAUGUUUAUGAAGACCCAUAAAACUGCCAGCAGUACCUUCAUCAACAUCUUGUUACGCUUUGGAGAGAAGCACAAUCUCAAAUUUGCCUUCCCAAACAGCCGGAACGAUUUCUACUACCCCUCGUAUUUCCAGCGCACGUACGUUCAGGGCUACCAAUCUGGAAGGUGUUUUAACAUCAUGUGUAACCACAUGCGAUUCAAUGCACCUGAGGUGGCAAAAGUGCUGCCUCGUGACGCUUUCUACACGACGAUCCUGCGAGAUCCCGCAGAGCUCUUUGAGUCCUCAUUUCAUUACUUUGGUCAUGCUGUUCCUCUGACCUGGUGGAUACCAGGGGAGGAUAAGAUGGCCAAGUUCCUGCGUGAUCCUAAACAAUACUUCAGCCCGGGCGGAUUUAGCUCCUUCUACUUGAAGAACCUGUUGUUCUUUGACUUUGGGCAGGACAACACUCUGGAUGCAGAUGACCAACGAGUAGAGGACAGCGUCAGGGUCAUCUCUGAGCGUUUUCACUUAGUCAUGCUGAUGGAGCACUUUGAGGAGUCCCUUAUCCUGUUUAAAGAUGCCCUCUACUGGGAGAUGGAUGACAUACUCUUCUUCAAGCUCAACUCCCGUAUGAAAUCCACUGUACCUAAACUAACUCCUGAGCUCAGGGAAAAGGCCCUGCAGUGGAACAGCAUAGACUGGAAGCUCUAUAAACAUUUUAACCUGACCUUUUGGGAGAAGGUAGAGGCUUACGGUAGAAAACAAAUGGAAGAGGAUGUUGAAGAGCUCAGGAGGAGGAACGCAGAACUGGUGAAGAUUUGCAUUGAGGGAGGCCACUCUGUGGAGGCUGGAAGUAUUCAUGAUGCUGCCAUGCAGCCGUGGCAGCCCGUUGGAGAGAAGUCUAUUGAAGGAUACAAUUUGAACAGAAAUGUAGAUAAAGCCUAUGAGGAGUUGUGCCGAAAGAUUUUAACCCCGGAAAUUCAAUAUCUAACAGACUUGGGGGUAAACCUGUGGCUCACUAAGCUGUGGGGACGUUUGAGGAAAAUCAUAAACUGGUGA